Molecule: messenger RNA, 837 nt
Organism: Physella acuta
Lineage: Eukaryota; Metazoa; Mollusca; Gastropoda; Physidae
Source: RefSeq, a predicted model, not a curated record
UCUCAAAGCUACGCAUCGCAAGAAAUCUUGGGACCUGACAAGAGACAGACGACACUCCGGUUCUUGCACGAUAACGUUCUACAUCUACUAGCUACAAGAAAUCUUCGGACCACACAAGCUGUGCUGAGACUUGAUAAAACUACCAGCUACAGUAAAACUUGAUCAUGGCAUCGAAGCUGUUGCUGUGUCUGCUGGUUGGAGUUGCUGUUCUUGCCUUCGCAACUCAAGCCGCCUCUGCUGACGUCAGCAACGGGACCACAAGUCAACCAGACGACAACCAGGUCUACGACUCGGAUGAUGAUGGUGAUGCUGUUUUUGGCGAUGAUAAGAUCGACGAUGCGACUGAAUUUGAUGGCAUCGCUCUUUGCAAUCUGACCGUCGAUGAAAUUCGUGACUUGCUAGAAGAUGACGACAAUAGAGUCAAAUAUGAUAUCGACAUCUGGGUGGCCAAGAAAGAAAUCUCCGAGAGAAAGCAACAGACCAGGAGGAAGCGCUGGAUUGGAAUCGCUGCCCGCCUCUUCCAGGCCGGCAGGUCGUUGUUCAAAGGUUCCACGGCCGGCAGGGUGUCUACAAGUGGAUCUCGUGUCACUAGGCAGUACCAGAGAUCUGGCAACUACAACGAUGCCUUGCGUGACUUCAACAAGUUCCGUCCAGAUAACGUCAAGUCUUUUGGCGGGAAAAUCAGUGGCAAAACUGGAACUGUCGGAAACCACCGAAUCACAGUGAGGAACGGAAGUAGCAACGGUCGUCCUACAUUGGAGAUCAGGUCGCCCAAAGGCAAAGGAGAAUUUGUCCGCAAAUUUAGAUACAACUAAAACAUGUGCCAAGAAUUGCCAG